UUUGUCGAAUGUUUUUUAUUUUUUAUUUUUUUUUUGUUUCUCAUAUAUACUUUGAAUUUUGUUAGUAAAUUUUGUGAAGAAUUUGGUUUUAUUGCAAUAACUAGAGAUGAGUUUUUAACCAAAACAUUUUCGAAACCAAAAAUAACAAUGUUGUCUUUAUUAAUCAUAAUAGUAAUUUAUGGGUUUCAUGUAAAUGCUCAACGAAACAUGCGAAACAUGUAUUUAGAUGAUCCUAAAGGUGUUAUAACAGGGAAUAAGCGAAUGAUUGACCAAGUUGCAGAAUUUACUGAUUUGGGUUACGAUUAUGAAAACGGAAAUAUAUGGCCAAAGCCACAGCAUGAAUCAAGGUCAGACAAACUUUACACCCUUGAUCCAAAAACCUUUAAGUUUGUAUUUAAAGAAAAAAAUUGGAUUAUAAAAAAAGCAAUAAAUCGCUAUAAAAAACUCACAUUUCCAAACGAACAUUUUCGAGUUGACAAAAAACUCAAACAAAUUAAUACUAUUGAUAUAUCUAUAGAAGAUCUAAACGAACCACUGACAUUAGAAAGCAACGAAUCGUACAUUCUAAAAAUAUCUUACCCUCGAUCUACUUUAGAAGCUAAAAGUAUAUGGGGGGCACUUAGAGGAUUGGAAACUUUUUCACAAGUUGUUCACAGAAAUGGCUCAUCGUAUGUAGCAAGUGAAACUGUUGUUCGAGACUUUCCUCGUUUUAAAUAUAGAGGAUUUUUAAUCGACACGUCUCGUCACUUUCUUCCUGUAUCACAAAUAUUUCAGAUUUUAGACGCGCUUGCUUACAGUAAAUUUAACGUUCUUCAUUGGCACAUCGUGGAUGAUCAAUCAUUUCCUUUUGUCAGCAAAAAAUUUCCCGAGCUGCAUAAAAAAGGGGCGUUUAAUGAAAAGACACAUGUUUAUAAUCCAAAACAAGUGCAAGAUAUUAUUCACUACGCAAAGUUGCUAGGAAUCAGAGUCGUACCUGAAUUCAACACACCAGGACACACACAUUCAUGGAACGGAAUUCCUGGUCUUUUGACAGAGUGCAGUUCAACAAAUCAAAGAGAGAAGGCUUUUGAAGAUAUGAAAGGUCCAAUUAAUCCAAUUAAAAAUGCAAGCUACGUGUUUUUAAAAGACUUUUUUGCAGAGAUUUCUGAAGUCUUUCCUGAUGAAUUUAUUCAUAUUGGUGGAGAUGAAGUUGAUUUUAAAUGCUGGCUAAGUAACUCAGAAAUUAAAAAGUGGCUGGCUAAUAGAGGCAAUGGAACUAAUAAUUCUGGGGAACGUAACGAAGCAACUCUACAUAAAUAUUAUUUUAAUAAACUAAUUAAAAUUAUUGAUCGUUUAAAAAAAAAGUAUAUUGUCUGGCAAGAUGUAUUCGAAAGUGGUGCAGUUAUUGAAAAAGAUGCAAUUGUUAAUGUUUGGAAACAUAAAUGGAAAAAAGAAAUGAGCCGUGUUACUAAAGCUGGGCACAAAGUUGUAUUAUCUUCAUGUUGGUAUCUUAACUACGUUAGUUAUGGAUUAGAUUGGCCUAAAUUUUACACGUGUGACCCUCAAGGGUUUAAUGGUACAAAAAAAGAAAAAGACCUUGUUAUUGGAGGGUCAUGUGCUAUAUGGGGUGAAUACGUAGAUGCAACAAACAUUAUUCAAAGAUCUUUUGGGAGAGCUUUUGCUGUUGCAGAGAGAUUAUGGAGCUCAGAAGAUACAGUCAGUAUAUCAGAAGCGUUAAUACGAAUCUGGGAGCACCGUUGUAGAUAUAUUGAUAGAGGUAUCCCUACUGAACCAGUUACAAGAAGUAAAUUUUGCAGAAAUGAAUAUGAACGGUAGUAUGUGUUUUUUAAAAUAGAUAUAAAUGUUUGCAAACGUA
Molecule: messenger RNA, 1855 nt
Organism: Hydra vulgaris (swiftwater hydra)
Lineage: Eukaryota; Metazoa; Cnidaria; Hydrozoa; Anthoathecata; Hydridae
Product: beta-hexosaminidase subunit alpha
Biological process (GO): carbohydrate metabolic process; ganglioside catabolic process; glycosaminoglycan metabolic process
Cellular component (GO): membrane; lysosome
Molecular function (GO): beta-N-acetylhexosaminidase activity
Source: RefSeq, a predicted model, not a curated record